This is a messenger RNA of Komagataella phaffii GS115, 1563 nucleotides long. RefSeq lists its product as uncharacterized. Gene Ontology annotation, molecular function: sequence-specific DNA binding; DNA-binding transcription factor activity. The record is from RefSeq and is a predicted model, not a curated record. Gene Ontology annotation, biological process: positive regulation of transcription by RNA polymerase II. The transcript has a single exon. Bases 1 to 1563 code for a protein of 520 amino acids. Lineage: Eukaryota; Fungi; Ascomycota; Pichiomycetes; Pichiales; Pichiaceae. Gene Ontology annotation, cellular component: nucleus.
AUGAGUUCGACUAAUCCAUCAGGACCCCCAGGAGCCACGUCCGGCGCAACUCCUAAUUCCGUCUCCAAUGCUGCCGGGGUUGUCCCCUCUGGCUCGUCCAAUCAGCAGGCUUCUAUCAAUGGUUCACCCGGCUCUGGUGUCCAGGGGGAUUCAGGAGGCCACUCACAGAUCGCCAGGUCUGGAAACACCUCUCAGCAGACUGGCCAGCUAGGUCAAGUCGGUCACCAGCAGGUUCAGCAAUCACAGCCUCAAUCUCAGCAAUCCCACCAAUUGCAACAGCACCUCCCAUACCCUCAGUAUGCGGGCACAGGCUACUCCACCACGAAUCAACAAAGCACGCCUUCUAGGUCCUACUACCAACAACAGCAGGACUACCAGUACUACCAGCCUCAACAGUAUUACCAGCCCCAAGGUUACGCCCAGCAACAACAACAACAGGCCGCUGCUGCUUCAGCUGCAUCAGGUUCUACUCCUAGUGGGACUAAUCAACAAUACCCUUACUACUCCUACUCCCAAUUGGGUUACCAACAGCCUGUAUACCAGCAGAACAAGCAAGCUUCCAUCAGUGCCACGGCAACUCCACAACAGCAGCAGUCUCAGCAACAACAAACCCAAGGUGCAGUUCAGCCGCAGCCCUCUCAGCAGGCCCAAGCAGACUAUUCAUUCCGUUAUGGCUAUGGUGGCUAUUCUGGUGGUUACCCUGGUGUUUACGGCUCUUCUGGCUCUGUUCCAUUGUACCAGCAGUCUCAGGCAGCGCCAUCAGGCUAUAACACGUCCGUUAUAGUUCAAAGUGGUCAAAUUCCUUCUGUUGGACAGGUUCAGCCUGUAGGGGUACGCCCUAGGAUCACCACUACCAUGUGGGAGGACGAAAAGACCUUGUGCUACCAGGUGGAUGCCAACGGAGUCUCUGUGGUUCGUCGUGCUGAUAAUAAUAUGAUUAACGGUACGAAGCUUCUAAACGUGGCUAAAAUGACCCGUGGAAGACGAGACGGAAUGUUGAAAUCUGAAAAAAUCCGUCACGUCGUUAAAAUUGGUUCUAUGCAUCUGAAGGGUGUGUGGAUUCCAUUUGACCGUGCUUUGGCUAUGGCUCAGAAGGAACACAUUGUGGAUAUCCUUUAUCCUUUGUUUGUCAAGGACAUUGACCGCGUUAUCCAACAGGGCACUCCUACCAAUAACGUUGGGCAAACCCAGAUGUCGCCUCGUGAUGCUAAACGCGAUGAGUAUAAGGAAAAGGAGAAUGCCUAUGACCCAACAUCGGCUUCUACUGGUGGUGCUGGUGCUGGGUCGGUGAGUUCGUCAUACCCAAUUGGCUACUACCAGCAAGCUCAAGCGCAGGCACAAGCUCAAGCCCAAGCCCAGGCACACACUCAAGCUCCUCAGUCUCAGGCACACGCCCAGCCUCAGGGUCAAAUUCAGGGUUCUGAUUCUACCACAUCUGCAACUGCUUCGCAACCUUACGGUCAACAAUUUUUCUACGGAGUGAAUAACUAUAAUCCUCAGUAUGGUUCCUACCAGUAUCCCACCGUUCCGGGUACAACACAGGCUACCCAACCUCAGAAAUAA